Messenger RNA from Caretta caretta (loggerhead turtle), 3596 nucleotides. RefSeq names its product macrophage expressed 1 (gene MPEG1). The record is from RefSeq and is a predicted model, not a curated record. Lineage: Eukaryota; Metazoa; Chordata; Testudines; Cheloniidae.
CAGCUGGGCUCAGAGCUGCUAAGCCACCAGCACGUAUUGACAGCUCCCUCCUCUUCGCUCGGACAGCUACAUCUUCCAAGCGCUGCCCCAGCCAUGAACAAGUUGCUGGGGGCUCUCCUCUCUUGGAGCCUGGUGGCCUGGGUGCAAGGAGCAGAGAAGCCUCCAGGGCCGCCAGCUGCUGCAGGGUUUCAGGAGUGUAAGAAAGCCCUAAAGCUCCCUGGGCUGGAGGUACUGCCGGGCGGGGGCUGGGACAACCUCAGGAACCUGGAUAUGGGGAGAGUGAUCAGUCUGGGCUACUCGCUGUGCAAAACCACAGAGGACGGGUCCUACAUCAUCCCAGAUGAGGUCUUCACCAUCCCCCGCAAGCAGAGCAACCUGGAGAUCAACUCGGAGAUCAUAGAAUCUUGGAUGGACUACCAGAGCGCCACCGCCGCCUCGGUCAACACAGAGGUCUCCCUCUUCUCCUCUCUCAACGGCAAGUUCUCCAGCGACUUCCGCAAGAUGAAGACCCACCAGGUGAAGGACCAAGCCAUGACCACGCGGGUUCAGGUCAGAAAUCUGAUCUACACUGCCAAGUUUGACCCCGGGGCAGCCCUGGACAAGGGCUUCCGUCAGCAGCUGGUGACCAUCGCUGGGCACCUGGAGAACAACCAGAGCCGGAUGGCAGACUACUUGGCAGAGGUGCUGGUGCUGAACUACGGUACCCAUGUCAUUACCUCACUGGAUGCUGGCGCCAGCCUGUUGCAAGAGGAUCAGAUCAAAUCCACCUUCGUCCAGGAUAACAUGUCCACACGGAGUGCCAUUACCGCCUCGGCUGGGGCCUCCUUCCACAGCAUCAUCAACUUCAGCAUCAGUGGGUCACUGAGCAUGGAGAACUCCUUCACCAAACAGUACCUGUCCAACCGCACCAACUCCAGGGUGGAGAGCAUUGGUGGCGUGCCCUUCUACCCAGGGAUCACCCUCAAGGCCUGGCAAGAGGGCACCACCAACCAGCUGGUGGCUAUUGACCGCUCUGGCUUGCCCUUGCAUUUCUUCAUCACGCCCAGCAGCCUGCCGGAGCUACCCAGCCCCACAGUGAAGAAGCUUUCCCGGAGGGUGGAGUUGGCCGCCCGCCGCUACUACACCUUCAACACCUACCCCGGCUGCACCGACACCACCUCGCCAAACUUCAACUUCCACGCCAACACCGACGAUGGCUCCUGCAAAGCGGCUGAGACCAACUUUACCUUGGGGGGUGCCUACCAGGAGUGCGUCCCGCUGGGGGGCCCAGAUGCACCAGUCCUCUGCCAGGGGCUAGAACACAGGAACCCGCUCACCGGGGCAUUCUCCUGCCCUGUGGGGUACACCCCAGUGCGGCUGAGCACCCAGGAGCGGGAGGAAGGCUACAGCCACCUGGAGUGCUACAGCUCCUGUAUGCUGGGGCUGUUCUGCAAGAGAGUGUGCAAGGAUGUGUUCUGGCUGUCCAAGGUCCAGUUCAGCGCCUUCUGGUGCAUGGCAAGAAGCCAGGUCCCUGAGAACUCGGGGUACCUCUUCGGGGGUCUCUUCAGCUCUCGGAGUGCCAAUCCCUUGACCAACGCCCAGUCUUGCCCCUCCGGCUUCUUUCAGCUGAGGCUCUUUGACCAGCUCCAGCUGUGUGUCAGCAGAGACUACGAGAUGGGGCACAGGUACUCUGUGCCCUUUGGGGGGCUCUUCAGCUGUGAGGCAGGGAACCCCCUGGUGGGGGCCCACCAGGGGACCGUGGAUGACCCCUACCUGAAGCGCUGCCCGGCGGGAUUCAGCCAGCACCUGGCUCUGAUCAGCGAUGGCUGCCAAGUGGAGUACUGCGUCCAGUCCGGGAUCUUCACCGGAGGAGCCCUGCCCCCAGCACAGCUCCCUCCCUACACCCGUCCACCCGCCAUGACCCUGGUGGGCAUUGACACCGUCCAGGUGACCAAUGCCAAUGGAGAGCGCUCCUGGGUCAAAGAUGCCCAGACCCAGAUGUGGCGGCUUGGGGAUCCCGCUGAGACGCGACGCACUGCAGGGCUGGGUGGUGGAGGGGGCCUGUCGGGCAAGGAGACAGCCGGUGUCACAGUGGCUGUCACCACUGGCCUGGCCAUCCUCAUUGCCCUGGCUAUCUACAGCUCCCGGAGGUACAAGGCCAGGGGUUACCACACGGUGGAAGAGGGACAGAGCCUGGUCCCAGACAGCUCUGCGUAUGGCACUGCUGCUGAGCUGGGGGAGAGAUGCCAGCCAGACCCGGAGAGCCAGACAGGUUAACUCCCACUGGCUCCUACUGGGAAAAGCCCCCUCCGGCCCCAGGCACAGCAACAAGCUUCCUGCUGCGCAGAACCGUGAGCUCCCCCACUCCCAGGCUGUAGCUGUGUCUCCACUGCAUUAUUAGCUUGAGCUGCAACCCACCCCCCACCAGCCAGCCCCCUUGAGCUAGAGAUGUGUGUGCGCAGGAGUCAGGUCAGGGGUAACCCUUGAUCCCAUCUCAGGGUGACACUGGAGUGGAGCCAGUUCCUGUCUGUGCUCUGAGACACCAAGCAAUUAGCUGCAGAGACAGUGAGGGCAACUCCCUGGCCUUCCCCAAGGGCCGACCUGUUGGGGUGGAAUUAACCCAGCAGGGUGGUGGGGAACAAGCAGCCCAUGGACGUGGGUCAGCUGUGAUCAGGCUGGGGCUGCCUUGCAGCGAUGUGAAAGAGGACCGGAAAGGGGGCAGCCUGUGACCCAGGCACUACACAAUGCGGGGAUCACUCUAAAUACACCCUGUGACACUGCACCCCUUAUUCAUCACAGAAAUAUUAUGUUAUGAUUAUGGCAUAAUUAUGAUGCAUUUUGUACAAGAUAAGUCAUGUGAGGUGUCAUUGGAAAAGUGAUGAUUUGCUGAAUAUGAUUAUCCUAGUUGUAUGCAUGUAUCAUUUUUGUAUCUGAAGUUAUGAAUAUUGACUAGGAAUCUGUAUUUCAAUCCUGCUUACUCUGGGUGACACCCACAAUUAGCCUUUCUGGUACAACAAUGAAGAAGCUAGACAGUGCCGGUGACCCAUCAGCAAAGACAAUGGACCCUGUAAGAACUUAACCUUCCUGUGAAUGUUCCAGACAGCCUGUAAGUAAUGGCUGCUAUGACUCAGCAAGGUAUGCAAGGGCCUGUGACAAGGUCACAUGUCUCUAGACUCCAUCUUGGGAUUUCAGUGUUUUUCCGCAAACUGAAGUUUGGGACAAAGGGUUCCCACCGUAUGCUAAAGCUAUAUUAGGCAGGGAGUGACAUCAUCAUCUGGGGUUCUUCACUCCCCACACAAUAAUACUCCUGGAAACACCAAAGGAACAAAGACUGAACUGGGGAAAGUGCUGGACCCAGGGUAAAGAAAUUUCUAGCCUGUGUAUGGAAGACCUGGGGAUUCCAAUCUGUAAAGCAAGUGCAGCUUGCCCCUUAAGAGUCUGCAGCCUGCUUGUACCAUCUCUUAGGGUGAGAAACUGCUAAUGCAUAUUCAAUCUAGCUAGUGUGUUAAACUUAGUUUGCGGUUUUGUUUAUUUGCUAGGUAAUCUGCUUUGAUCUGUUUGCUAUCACUUAUAAUCACUUAAAAUCUUUUGUAGUUAAUAAACAUGUUUUAUCUAAA